GGGCCGGAGGGGUGCGCUGGGCGGGGUUCCGCCGCGAUGGCGGCCAUGGCGGCAGAGGAGGAGGAGUACGAGGCGGUGCUCUGCGUGAAACCGGCUGUUCACGUCUACCGGGUACCGCCGCGGACCUCCAACCGCGGCUACAGAGCUGCAGAGUGGCAGUUGGAGCAGCCGGCCUGGAGCGGCAGGCUGCGCAUCACGGCCAAGGGCAAGACCGCCUUCAUUAAGCUGGAGGACAAGACCUCGGGAGAGCUGUUUGCCCAGGCUCCAGUGGAGCAGUUCCCCGGCAUCGCUGUGGAGGGCGUCACUGACUCCAGCAGAUACUUUGUCAUCCGGGUGGAAGAUGGGAACGGCCGCCGGGCUUUCAUCGGAGUCGGCUUUGUUGACCGAGGGGACGCUUUUGACUUCAACGUGGCUCUCCAAGACCAUUUUAAAUGGGUGAGGCAGCAGAGCGAGCUGACCAAAGAGGCUGAGAACCCUGAUCAGGGACCCAAACUGGAUCUGGGCUUCAAGGAGGGGCAAACUAUCAAACUCAACAUUGCAAAUAUGAAAAAGAAAGAAGGAGCACCAGGGAGCACCAGACCACGUCUCGCUGGUCCUGGGGGCCUGAGCUUGCUCCCACCACCUCCUGGGGGAAGAUCUGCUCCGGUUUGUCCUUCAGGAGAGCAGCCGUCUUCGCUCUCCGCACCCACUCAGCUCCCAGGCACCCCCAUCACAGACUCCCUCCUGUCCUGGCCACAGCCUGCUGCUGCUCCCUCAGCCUCUGCCACCGACGUCUGGGGAGACUUUACCAAAGCUUCAGGAUCACCUUCUAAUCAGACUCAGGCAAACACAGGCUGGGUUCAGUUCUGACCCUCUGUCCUCUCUUCCCUACAUGGGUGCUGGGAUUAUCACGAUUCCUUCUGGACCAAAGCAGGGGCUUCAGGACACCCCCCUCCUGUCCUUCAGUCCCUCUCCCUGGCAACAAAAUGCUGCAGUAAGUGCCAGAGAGCAAACCACCACACGCCUUAAACCACUCCACACCAGCACCCUCCACAUCAGAGGCCUUUUUGGAUCACAGGAAACCUCUGAGGCUUCUCCUUUCUGCAAAAUGGUAACUUCCAGCUUCACCACCUCCGUGGUAACUCAGAGCAGGAGGACUCUUCCCCAAUAAAGGUCGUUUUCACUAAAGGUUUAUGUGACAGAGCCUCCUCAGGGACUUCUCUGCUUCCUCCUCGCAUUUUAGGGGCUGGAUAAAUCCUUCUCACCCUGCCAACAUGCUGAGCCUCACCUCAGUUUCUGUUCUGAGCACCUGAGCCUGCGGUGCAGGAGCUGCAGCGCUGCGUGUGAUGCUGAAAUGCCUCAUUUCUUCUUCUGGGAACGUUGUGGGGAUUUUUCCUUCCUUUAUUUCGAAGACAGAUUGGGGAGUGGUGGGUUCUUUUACCUCUCUCUGUGGACAUUUUAAGCAAUGAAGGACAGAAGGGCCAGAGCAGAGCUGGGGCUUGAGAUUUCUCUUUUAAACAAAUAAAUAUUUUCUUACCUAUUUA
Colius striatus (speckled mousebird) is the source of this 1523-nucleotide messenger RNA. RefSeq names its product NECAP endocytosis associated 2 (gene NECAP2). Gene Ontology annotation, cellular component: membrane; clathrin vesicle coat. The transcript is spliced from 8 exons. Lineage: Eukaryota; Metazoa; Chordata; Aves; Coliiformes; Coliidae. Gene Ontology annotation, biological process: endocytosis. The record is from RefSeq and is a predicted model, not a curated record. The coding region runs from base 37 to 849 and encodes 270 amino acids.